Messenger RNA from Neltuma alba, 1222 nucleotides. RefSeq names its product omega-6 fatty acid desaturase, chloroplastic-like. Gene Ontology annotation, molecular function: oxidoreductase activity. NCBI's taxonomy places the organism in Eukaryota, Viridiplantae, Streptophyta, Magnoliopsida, Fabales, Fabaceae. The transcript has 8 exons. The record is from RefSeq and is a predicted model, not a curated record. Gene Ontology annotation, biological process: lipid metabolic process. The coding region runs from base 99 to 1217 and encodes 372 amino acids.
UAGCCACUCGUUCCGCGGCUCCAAGGGAAAAGCGUUAUCUUUUCAGCGGAGAAAGCCGUGAGUCCUUCUGAGCUGGAAUUUCUGAAAUUCUGCUCAUCAUGGCUUCUAGGCUUGCGGAUUCUGCAGUCCUCUUCAUGGGCUCCCAUCAGAAGCCAAUUCAGAGAAGGAAGGUUACUGCCCAAUGCUUACCAGGCUUAUAUAAUAUAAAGGGGGACAGGCCUAUCCACAAGGGGUUUGGGAAUCAGAGACAUUUAAUGCCAAGGAAGAAAAUUACUGUCAUACAAGCUGUGGCGGUUCCAGUUUCAGCAUCUCCAGCGGACAAUGCCAAGCACCGAAAUCAACUAGCUGAAAACUAUGGGUUUAGGCAAGUUGGGGAGCCGCUGCCAGAAAAUGUUACUUUGAAGGAUAUUAUUGAUUCCCUGCCUAAGAAAGUCUUCGAGAUUGAUGAUGUGAAGGCAUGGAAAUCAGUUAUGAUAUCAGUCACUUCCUACGCAAUGGGGCUUUUCAUGAUUGCAAAAGCACCCUGGUAUUUGCUUCCUCUGGCUUGGGCAUGGACGGGGACUGCUAUCACAGGGUUUUUCGUUAUUGGGCAUGAUUGUGCGCACAAAUCAUUUUCCAAGAACAAAUUGGUGGAGGAUAUUGUUGGAACUCUAGCCUUCUUGCCACUAAUUUAUCCAUAUGAGCCAUGGAGAUUUAAGCAUGAUAGGCAUCACGCAAAAACAAAUAUGUUGCAUGAAGACACGGCGUGGCACCCUGUUUGGAAAGAAGAAUUUGAUUCAUCUUCCCUGUUGCGGAAAGCAAUAAUUUAUGGAUAUGGUCCAUUUCGGCCUUGGAUGUCUAUUGCUCACUGGUUGAUGUGGCACUUUGAUUUGAAGAAGUUCAGGUCAAAUGAAAUAAAGAGAGUGAAGAUAAGUUUAGCUUGUGUUUUUGCCUUCAUGGCAGUUGGAUGGCCAUUAAUCAUUUACAAGGCAGGAAUCAUGGGGUGGAUCAAAUUCUGGUUGAUGCCCUGGUUGGGCUACCACUUUUGGAUGAGUACUUUCACCAUGGUUCACCAUACUGCACCACACAUACCAUUCAAAUAUUCAGAUGAGUGGAAUGCUGCACAAGCACAACUUAAUGGAACUGUUCAUUGUGACUACCCACAGUGGUAUGGAAUUCUCUCUGCUUCUUUCUUUCUAAUGUAUGCUUUUCUUGUGGAUAAAGUGACACAUAGUUAGGAAAC